AUGUCGGGCUGUACGGGUUCAGCGUUUGCGAUUGCGAAUUUACUGGAUGCCAACCGUUCGCACGAGGACAAGACAAACAAAUUGCGGGAAUUAGACGCACCACAAUCUACACGGGAUCGGUUACCACUGGGUUCGAACAAACCAUCCAGGUCAAUGCGUUUGCGAAAACAGGAUGAGGGCAGUGCAGGCCCAAGUGAAAUAGAUCAGCAAGAGAAACCUUAUCAUGAUCUGUGCGUGAGUGACAAUGCCAAGAAAGCGGACGGUGAUGUUGACACUAACCGAACACCGAUUGACAGUGCACAAUGUUAUCAGUCCGAGACAAAAGCAAGUGAGCUGAAAUUUCCCGAUGCGGAUCAUCAAACACAGGAAGAAUUUUGGCAAUUGGUGCAAGCAAACCACGACGCAUUUAUGAAUUACCUGUUGAGCCAGAUGAAUCCGACACAUCGAGAGGCGGACAAGGGGCAAGCUCGCAUACAUUGUAAACUAAACAGUGGCAAUUUUCCCCCAAGCGUAGUUGCUGCUCAUUCAGAGACAAACCUUCAUUUCAAAUACCCGUGGCUCAAAGAAGCUAUUCCCAGUGCCACGGUUGAAUCAGUCGCCCUGGGUGAUUGUGCCAAGGCUGUCCCAUUCAGUCAAGUCCGGAUUCAACCGAUGAUCGAUUCCGAAAACAAAUGGUCCAACAGAUUGAUGAGUGAUCUGUCCAUCCUCACUUCCACUGCACCACCUCUAGACUCGUACGCGUGUCUGCGCGGGCGAAACACGGUGCAGUUAAACAAUGCUGAGGAUGAUCAGUCCGGAUCAGCUCGUUUCAGUUCACAGCAGCAUCAUCACACGGGAUCGAUUCCGGUUUCCAGAACCUAUUUAUCAUUGUCGAAUGCACGAAAGAAACGCACAAGAGCUGCAUUUUCUCAUGCUCAAGUGUAUGAACUCGAGCGCCGAUUCAAUUAUCAACGCUACUUGUCCGCGCCGGAGCGGGCGGAACUAGCAAAGAAUUUGCGACUUUCUGAAACACAGGUAGGCAAUGAUGAUGAUGGUGAUGAUGAUGUUGAGAUGGAGGAGGAGGAAGAUGAGAAGAGUAAAGCCACCUGA
Echinostoma caproni is the source of this 1089-nucleotide messenger RNA. Lineage: Eukaryota; Metazoa; Platyhelminthes; Trematoda; Plagiorchiida; Echinostomatidae. The record is from the annotation of a GenBank genome assembly.